AUGAAGAAGUUCUGUGUGAUUGUUUUAUUUCUUGGCAUUUCUUCGCGAACGGUUCAAGAGAUAGUUUCCAAAUCAGAAGGAUGUUUUUAUCGAUGCACAGCUCAAUGCAUUGCGUCUUCCAAAAAGGUAUGAGUUUCACGCUUAUGGUAUCAUUAUUAGAAAUUAUUGGACAUUAUUAGACACAAGCCUGCCCCCCGGCUACGCCGGGUUUCUGGCUUGGCAACGGGAAUCGCUGCGCAAUGCAAAAAAGGCUCUUGUGUUUUAUAUAUAAUAAAUAUUAUUGAACACAAGACUUCGAACUUGGGCCCGCUGCGCGGUCCGAGAUAACGGUAGGAUGCUUCUCAAAACCGUUCGAAAGUUCUCGUGUUCAUUUCUCUCAUUUCUCCGUUACAACUUUUUCAGUUUUAUAAAUUGCAAAAGACAGUCAAAAAAAUGGAAAAAAAAUUGCACGUAUUGCGUUUUUUUUAAAUUAAUUUUUUGACAUCGCUGAACAACCCCAUAAAUAAGAAUGAUGAUAAGAAUGAUUGUUAGAUGUGAUCUAGUUUUAAUAAUAUCGCAAUCCAUUUACCAAAGUAGGCUGAAGUUUUGACCAAGGUUACUGUAGUUGCCAAAAACAGUAAGAAUUCUCUCCUUUAUGGAAAUAGGUUUAGCAUUCGUGAUCUAGGAGACCGUGGCGGCGUUUCUAGAUUCUUACGUUUCUGUUAAAGAGAGAUGAACAACUCACGCAGCAAUCAAUGGAAGAAUGCACUCCACAAUGUGAAAAGUUCAGGGAUGAGAGUUUAUGUGUGAGUAAUGAGAAUCGAUUACCAAUUCGUCAAUAACUUUUUUUUAAAGUCGGACAAUCUCUGUUGGAGUACGUGCAAUAACCAAUUGAAACCCGAAAAAACGCUGCUUGCUCCGUUAAAUUUAACUAUUGUCGGUGUGCGUGGAUUCUCGUGGAAUCCAGUCUCAAAAGCAGUAAUGUACUAUGUUCGAUACAAAGCUGGUAGUACUAAGAAGUUUACAAGCAACAGCUUUUUGGUUGGUUUUUCUUAAGAUCCAGGUUUAUUGUCAAUUAAUAUAGGUUACGGAAGACCACAAAAUCGAUUUGAGUACAUUAGCAAAUAUGGAUCCUUGUGUUGAGCUGGAAGUUGAUGUUGCUGCUUUUUCGGAAGAUGGAAUCGGCAAUGAAAGCAAGGAACUCAAAAUUCCCAGUCCCAAACCGACAGCGAAUCCAAAACUGGAUUUGCUAGGAAUGCAGUAUUUGGUUCGACUUAAGUGCUACAGGUAUCAAAUUAAUCUAUUUCUUUCAGAAUACUUCACUUGUAAGUGACUUCUACACAGCAAAUGCGACAGUACACGUGGAGUUUCGUUACUCAGCUGAUCGUGAGCCCAAAAAACGCAUACAGUACCGGUCAUCCACUAAUUUCAGCUUGGUUUCUCGACGAGUCAGAUCUUGACGUACAACCAUUGUUCCAUUUGAUUUCUUGCGUUGAUCCGGAUCUCAGCCAAGGAAUUCCUGUUCCCGAUUUCGUAAGGCAUUACCUUUUUCUUACUAAACGAAUAGUGGUUUUGGGUGACUGUACAAGCUUUUUAUGAAUAACUUUAUGAGCCCCCGACCGAUCUGUCCCGUACUUGGCAUAUCGUCAUGCCUCUCGGAGCGCUUCACAAAAGUUCUUUUUAAGUCUAGGGUUACCGUAGGAUUACUAUGGAUACAAUACUCCUAUUUUUGCACAUUUUUUCAGAAUUGUUGGAUUGAGAUCAGACUUUCAUGGUAACACAAGACUUUUUGAAACAGGUCCCGCUGCUCGGAAGCGGCUUCGCCGCUUGUUUGCUUCUCGUUACCGUUCGAAAAUUCACGUCUUAAUUUCUUAAUUUCUCCGAAACAACUUUUGGUUUUGGAAGUGAAAACGUGUGCGUACAAAAAAAGAAAGAAAGAAAGAAAAAAUGGACAGACUCCGUUACGCCGCGUCCAAAGUUUAAAGUUUUUUUUAAAAGAAAUCCCAGCAAAAUCCGCGUGAUUUCUGGGUUUUUUUUAACUUUGGACCUAGCUUUUUUUUAAAUAAGAAUGAUGAUGAGAAUGAAUUCUCUUUUCAGAUUGUGAAUGCUCGAAAUAAAACUAUAUCAACGUCAAUCGGAUCAGAUAUGAUGGAAAGGAAGUGUCGCUAUGUGUAUUAUCUACAAGUUUUUGAACAUUGACAUUUCCAAAACCAAACAAAACUUUUCCAGAGCAUCAGUAGUAAGAAGUGUGGGACAGUAACAGAAAUGCCUUCUCCGCCGUCUUCUGCCCUUCAGACGAUACAAGUUGGUAUGUUAAAUUCUCUGUUAUCUGCGAAUAUUAUUCAAGUUCAGAAUGUGAUAUUGUCGAAGAUGCUCCGUGUUUCAAAGUGCCUUCGUAUCCGCAUCCACAAUGCGGCCAAGUGGAUAACGUAAAUGCAGUGGUGUUGGUCAGUCUAUAACAUAUGUUGGACAUUUGAAGUCUCACAAUUAUAGGAAAAGGAUCGUGAGAAUCUCAAUGACCCUUCUGUGAAUCUGACAUUGAAUGUUACAUUCAAUCCUGUUGCAAGAAACAACGAAUUGCCUACACUUUACUAUAUCGCAAUCUAUGGCGACGCUACGGAAUAUCGUACUAAAGAAGAAGAAGCGUUUCUUGGUGUUAACAUCACCAAAGUUCUCGGAAAAGAGUCUAGUUGCCAACAAUUUGAUGUACUUGGAAAUUGCUAUGUAAGGGUUCCUGGUCUUUUCAAAUCUCGGUUCGAGAUUAUGUGUCUGUCUUAAGGGCAUCUCACAGAUAAGGAGCUCUGUUCGCAAUCGGGCCGAAUUUCUCGGCCGCGAAGUAAUUUUCCACUGAAAACGUGCCUUAACUUUUUACACUCGGCCCCGAGGUCGCUCAAUUUGCACUGCAAAAAGAGUUUCUCAACAGAGCGCCAUUUCUGUGCAGUGCCCCUAUAAUACACUGUCCGAAAUCCUAACCUUCAGAAAUGUAUCUAAACGGUAAAGCGCACAGUCAAAGUUGUGGUUAGGGCCUAGAAAAUCGACCAUGUGAUAUAUUCCGGAUUUUUCGUUCGGCACAGUCUUUACACAUUGCCAAACAAUCACACAAAUCAGCAGCCAUUAAUAGUGAAAAAAAGAGUUUUUAAACCCGAAUUUUCUAGGCCACGGCCACAACUUUGGCAGUGCGCUGUUCUUUUCAUAGGCAUUUCUGAGAGUUGAGAUUCGGACAGUGUAGUGUAUGUGGACAGACACAAAAAAUUUCCGGGUCGGUGAAAAUUGUCCUAUGACCCCACGGGCUAGCAAAAUUCAGCAAAACCUACAGGGGACAGAAAAUUGUGAAGCUAUAACUUAUAAAAGAAACCUUACAUUUACCUCUAACCGGGCUUGUUUUGAAGAACACAAUACAACUGAACUUUCAUCAAAAAGCAGAAAUCUCUAUGUAUGUUCGCUUUUUGGAGAUAAAUUGAAAAGAUAGUCGCAUGUAUGAAAAGCCGGGCCGUGGACCCGGCCAUGCCCGUGAAUCACUAUGGAUUUUCAAAACUUCCGAUCAUCACUUGUUGUUUCAGGUGGAAAAUGCAAAUAGAUCUAUUGUCAUACCAGGAAUACAUCCGAAAAGUUUAUACGGUAUAACUAUAUGUGCCAUAAAAAGUAUUCUGAACGUAACACUUCCGGACAUGUCAGCGACAUCAAUGUCGACAAAACCGAAAGCCGUUAAAAUGAUUAUUUUGAGCUACCGUAAGUGCAGACUUCGAUUUAGUACAUGUUUUUGUGUGUCUUACAGAGCAUGAUGCUUACUCGCCUGUACCUUAUCAAAUUUUAAUCCAACACUCGAGAACUUUUUUUACUAACGAAUCCGACGAUGAUAAGGAGAAGAAGCGAGCGAGUGGAUUCAAUCUAACAACUGAUUCUACUAACACUACUGAUAUCCUUUUUUCGGGUCCUUAUAGUAUUAAUGCUUCUACUAACGAAUCAACACUGGAAUGGGAAACCGAUUCGGAGUGCACUUAUUGCAACAACACAAAUGAGAACGUCACAAGCCAAUCUGUGAUCACACUAACACUGAUUUCUACAACCCGUUGGUAUAACUUUACUUCCAGUGACAAAUCAAAUAGACAGUAGCUUGUUCUGGAAAAGUCUUUUUCAGAAUCGUCGAGCUCAGUUGGAUGGAUAAUAGGAGCUGUUGCAGCUGUUAUUAUUGUCAUUCUUGCAGUUAUUUUUGGAUGCUGCUACUAUUAUCGAUUGCAUAAGAGAAGACAGAAUAAAAAGUAUGCAUUGAGAAUAGAAAAGGAGAAUAGGAACAGGUAUACGGAUUGUCCUAUUGUUCAGAGGUGAGCAGACAUAAUUUUUUAGUAAUUUCUUUACUUAAUUCCAGAAACGAUAUAUGGGAAAUCGAACGCAGGAACUUAAUAAUUCAUAAUGACAAAAAGUUAGGAUCCGGGGCUUUCGGUUCGGUCUAUUUUGGUACUGUAACCUGAUAUCACUCAAAAUAUGUUCGACUGCUUUCAGGAAAACUGAUAGGAAAGUCGCUGGCUCAUAGGGAUGCCAACUCUCCGUUAGGGAUCAAUUUGAUGAGAGCAGAGAAUUGUCAAGUAGCAGUGAAAAUGCUACCCGAGUAUGCUGACGAGUUGUCAAAACACGAGUUUCUACGAGAGAUUGCCUUGAUGAAAACUUUAGGCUAUCACGAAAGGUGACUGAUGCAAACGCUCCCCAUCGAACAUCACAGCGCAUGUGGCCUUACUUCCAGCCGAUUACAAAAUGCUAUUUUAUUAAUCAAAAAUUAAUACAACAUACCAGAGUUGAGCGGAAAUAGACUUUUGAAGUCCGGAAGACGGGAAACGGAAAAUGUUUUUACGAAACACGGAAGACGGAAAACAGAAGAUGGAAUAAACAAUGUUUUCCUGAAGAUGAAAGACGGUAGACAAAAUUUCUCUGGCAAUUCGAUAUUAAUCUAAUUGGAAAGUUACGAUCUAAUCUCAACCUAACUAUUACUCUGGGAACUCGAUCGCAAUCUAAUUAGAAAACUUCGCAAUCUAAUACGAACUCGUUUGGAAUAGAAUUUGCUUCAAUUAGAUUGCAAAAUCUUCUAAUUAGAUUGCAAUCACUGAAAUUUUUCUAAUUAGAUUGCAAUGUUUUCUAAUUAGAUUGCAAUUUUUUCUUAUUAGAUUGCAAUUCAGGAAAAAUAUAUUGUAAUCUAAUACGAUUUUACUGGAACUUCAAUUAAAUCUGAUUAGAUUGCGAAAUAGAGCUUUUUCUUAUUAGAUUGCAAACUCUUCUAAUUAGAUUGCAAUCGAGUUUCCAGAGUAUAGGGGCACCGGUCAGAAAGGGCGCUCUGUUCGCAAUCUCGGCGAAUUUCUAGGCCGCGAAGUAUUUUUCCACUGAAAACGUGGCCUAACUUUUCAAACUCGGCCCCGAGGUCGCUCAAUUUGUACUGCAAAAAAAGUUGCUCAACAGAGCGCCAUUUCUGUGCGGUACCCCUAUAAUAGAUUAGGCCGAGAUUUGAGCCAGCAAAGGUUUGGCGUGAAAAUUGACUUGAGCACUUAUUAAUCUAGCUAGAAGAUUUAUUAACCUAGCUAAAAAAUUUAUUAAUCUAAUUAGAUGUCAUAUUAAUCUAAUUAGGCCGCCGUUCAACUCGAGUAGACUACGAUUAGAUUAAUAUCAAAAUGCCAGAGUUCCGUCUUUGCAGAACCGUUUUUUUCCGGUUUUUUGGAAAAAAAAAACUAAAGCAACAAAAAUUUUGGAUCUGGGUGCCUGCCCGUGGAAAUUCGCGUAAUUUACAUUUUCUUUGGGCAUUUCAGCAGAAAACUCCAUCGGAUACUAGGCCACGGUUGUCAAAAUGCUACUUUUUCGAAGACGGCAUGUGAUUAUUGAACUAAGAACAUGCCGUUUAAAAAUUUUUCAUUUAAAAAUUAAAUUUCCAGACUUGUGAACAUGAUUGCAUGUAUCACUGAUUCCGAACCAUUAUGUCUUGUUGUCGAGUACUGUCAAGACGGCGAUCUUCUUCAAUUUCUACGAGAAAGGUGUAAAUAUAUGAUGAAAUUGGAUGAAUUGGCAAUAAACUAUCACGAUGCACCAACUGACGAGAGUUAUGAUCCAAGCAUGAUAGUCACUUUGAAGCAACUUUUACAAUUUGCAGUUCAAAUAAGUUUUGGACUGGUAUGUUUCUAUCUCUACCUCGGAAACAUUAUUAGUAUUUCUUCUACAGGAAUAUCUCUCACAGAAAGGAUUUGUUCAUCGCGACGUAGCUGCGCGAAAUGUUUUGGUUCACGAAGGAACCACUUGUAAAAUUGGAGAUUUCGGUCUGUGUCGGUACAUUUAUGCGGAUCAGUCACAAUAUAAGAGCAAGGUAGGUUAAGUUAAUUCAUGUUUUAGCGCCUCAAAAUCUGACAAUGUCGCUCUACCGCAAUCUCAUGUGACGCCCCGGCUGUGGCCGAAUUCACGUGGAGAGCGGUAAAGCGCAAUUGUCACACAUCUGCGGCUACUAAAUUUAUUUUGUUUGACUAAUACUUAUGGCCGAAAGAUACUCUGUAAAUACUGUAAUACUUUGAUAAAUCGCUUAUGAUUUGUAGGGUGGCAAGUUACCGCUGAAAUGGAUGUCUCCGGAGGCGAUUAGAAACUACGAGUUUUCCAUAAAAAGUGAUGUUUGGUCGUUUGGAAUUCUUCUCUUUGAAAUCAUCACUCUUGGUGGUGCUCCAUAUCCAGGACUGCCUCCAGAAGAUGUACUUCCGUAUUUGGAGAACCACGGCAGGAUAGAAAAACCGGAUAAUUGUCCUGAAAAUUUGUAAGACAUUAUUUGUCCGUCUUGACCUUAUUCUCUACACUUUUCAGCUACGAUGUGAUGAGUCGGUGCUGGAGUGCGGAUCCGGACCAAAGAAUCGAGUUUUCCGAAGUUCGAAUGCUAUUAGCGACCCAGCUGGAGGAUAUCACAGAGGACUACAGCUAUUUGAAACUGGAUGCCGCAAAAGAUUAUUAUAAUUUUCAAAACAGUAACGAAAAAUUGGUGAGUACUGUAGGCUUUAUGUGGAAAAAAGUUUAUCUUAAGCGUUCAGAAGUCCGACAAAACAUUACUUAUGGAGGAUUCCAUCGAGUCUCCUGAUAUUAUGAACAUUCUGCCACAAACGAUGCCUAUGGAAACUGAAGUGGCGUGA
Messenger RNA from Caenorhabditis sp. 36 PRJEB53466, 7118 nucleotides. The record is from the annotation of a GenBank genome assembly. Lineage: Eukaryota; Metazoa; Nematoda; Chromadorea; Rhabditida; Rhabditidae.